Molecule: messenger RNA, 6146 nt
Organism: Dichomitus squalens LYAD-421 SS1
Lineage: Eukaryota; Fungi; Basidiomycota; Agaricomycetes; Polyporales; Polyporaceae
Exons: 19
Coding region: 1-6072 (2023 amino acids)
Biological process (GO): proteolysis; meiotic chromosome separation
Cellular component (GO): centrosome; mitotic spindle; cytoplasm
Molecular function (GO): cysteine-type endopeptidase activity
Source: RefSeq, a predicted model, not a curated record
AUGCGUGCCGUCAACGCCGCAUCCAAGUCUCUCUCAACCCUCGUCGAUUCUGGAUGGAGGAUGUCCCAGUCCAACACAUCCGACCGCCCUACCACCGCCUCUGCCACAAAGACUGCCACCGCUGCCCGCAAAGAUCUCACCACUCUGCGAUAUCUCAGCCCGGGUCAAGUAGACAUUGAGCGAGCGGCCUCGAGUAUCAUCACCAAGCUCGUCACUCUCGAGAUGUACCACGCCGCCCUUGGCCUCCUCCAAGAUAUGCGUCAACCUCUUAUUGCUCUCUACCACCCUGCGCCUCCUCCUCCUUCUGCGCCCUCUCCUCUCGACUUGCUCGCUCUCCCACUCUUCGACCCAUCCAUCUCAGAACUCCAUAUAAGCCUUAUAUCUACCUAUCUCAUACAAAUCCUCCAAGUCCUUUCAAACACUACGACCGAUAUCCCUGCCCUUGUCGCGGCGCUAUACGAUCCAGCUAUCCCCACUCUUCUCGCCUGGACAGCUGCCAUGUCCACCCUCCCAGAGAAGCAAUACGACCAGUUCUUUGCCCGCGCGUACACUAUCACCUCUCGCCUCGCAUCCACCCCUGUUCCCGCCUCGUCUGCUUACUCACUUCGAAUAUACUCGCUCCUCUGCCUCGCCCACACACGACCAUCCGUCGUCGCCCCAAACACGUUCUGGGAGCAGGCCGUCAAGUUCACCGCCAUGUUCGCCAACACAGACUCAGUCUCUCCGGAAGGCGCCGCUCAGUCCGUGUCCGACUCGUGCGCGAGGCUCGUUGCCGCCGUGGAGAAGAGGCAGGAUUGCGCCGACUUCAUGGCCGGAGUCGCUUUCGCCCGGUUUUGCGAAUAUUGGAGUCGCUUCGCGAAGCAGGCGGGUGAUUUGCGCGCUCUCGAGCAAGUAGGCCGGCUCGUACGAUAUGGAAACCACGAGUCCCAAGCAGAGGAAGACCGCACUGUCAUCGAAGCAUCCGUGCUGGCUACGUCGCUCGCCCGUGCGCUCGCCGUGUUCGAACAGUCGACAGAGCACGCGCCAGACUUCACGUCCAGGAUCAGCGAGUUCACUGUCGACAUCAAGGGUUGCGGGCCCUCACUCGCACAGAGCGGUGGCGACCACGACCGGGUGAAGCGCGGACUUGAGAGACUGCGUCGAGCCGCAGUCAAAGUCGUCGAGCCAUCCCAGGAGUUGAAGACCUCUUUCACACACGAAGUCAAGAGUUCUGCGAGAGCAGUCUUGGAGCAGAUCGUGGACGUGCAUUGCGAGGCAAUUACUCAGCGGAAUGCGUUCUCAUCGAGCACGCUCACCCCUGCCCUGGAAACCCUGUUUACCCUCGCGCGGACCUCGUUCGUAGUAAACAACCCAGACACCUACACCGUUGCGCAUUCCCAUCUUGCACGCGCUGCUGCUCUUCUCUCCGACCCACCUGCGUCCAGCUCAGUCUCUAAACUAGCACUCGCAGGUUACACACGCUGCGUCGCGGGGGUAUACCACUACCUCGCGGGACAGCUGCAUCAAAGCGGACGCUAUGACCAUACAGUGCGCUUGGCGGAAGAAGGCUGCCGUCUCGGGCAACGCGCGCUGCAGAUGUAUCACGCGGCCAAGAACGAUGCGAGCACAGACGUUGAUGGCGAAAGCAAGGGUAAAGAGGAGGCUUGGAAGCUGCUUGAGGAGCAGCUCUACAGACGGUGGGAGCUCUUGGCUGUGUGCCAUGCGAAGACGGGCGACCGCACGUCUGCGUACGAGGCGUUCCUCAACAGCGUCAGCGCCUUCCCCUUCACUCAGCACAAGUUGGCUGAGCUAGCACGCACAACUCCGCCCACCGCGCUCUUCGAGGCCUCCCCCGCGCUCAAGCAGCUCGGCGCACUCGUAGACCGCGUCACGUACAUCGCUUCGUGCGAGCUCUUCAAAGGCCCCGAGGCUGUCUCCGCCUCAUCCUGGUUUGCUGUCGGCUCGUCUACAUUGAGCAAGGACGAUACCGCUUGUGUCCUUGGCGCAAUUCUCGAGCGGCAGAUCAGCAGCCUGGAAGAGAGCAAAUGGAAGCAGGGUGUACAGAGUGUCUUGCGCAGGCUGAUCGAAGACGCGCUCGAGGUGUACACGGCGGAGCAGCGUCCUGUGCGACGUGCGCGCGUCCUGCUCAAGAGACUCGAGCUGUCCUACCACUCCGGCUUGACGAGCACGGAGCAGAACGAAGAUGCGACGCAGUAUCAUGAGGAAGCCAAGAGCCUCCUCUCGCGCCAGGACUUUGCGCUUGACGGCGCCCUCGCCCAAUACUCAUCCGAGUUCUCGGCCUCGCUCCAUCUUUGGCUUGCAGUCCACGCGCAUCGCACGCGUGACCCUGCACUCUCGCCCUCCGUCAUCUCUCACACAGAGGAAGCUUGCAAGAUAAUACGUGCCAUGGUUCCCGCUCCCGUUCCCAGGUAUUCCGUCGGCCCAAGGCCGUCCCUCCUCGGCAGUACUUCGAAAGCGCCGAGGAACAAGAUCGUCGAGCCUGCUCCCGCCGAGUCACAACUUCCGCGGAGGAUGACGAGAGGCAAGGCCGCCGCCACGGGGCGCACAAAAGCAGCCCCACGCGCGACGAAGCCCAAGGCUCCACCCGUUACGCCAAGGAGGCGGAGAGCGCUGGAUCCUGUCUCACUCAACGCGGCAGUUGUGACUCCUCCGAAGGCUACUGCGACCGACGGGGUCCAGGUCAAGGUCGAUUUUGACGAUUUCUCGAAGUUCAUCGGGCUCAUCCGUAUGGUGUCUCAUCUCAUCGGAUUGGUCGGCCACAUCCUCGUCAGAGUGCAGCUACUCAACGCAGCCAGGCGAUUGAGCGAGAGGCAUACUGGCGUGGCUUCUGAAGUGUACGUCUCUUUGACGAUCGACAUCGCGCACGAGUAUGUCAAGUUGGGAAGAGCUGAGAAGGCUGCGUCCAUUCUGGCGCACGUUCUCCCUGCUGUGCGCAGUGGCUCCCUAUCUCCGGACGUCGUGGUCGUCCUAUUGUUGCGAAACUCAGAGGCACUUGCGGCGUCCGGCGAAGUGCUCAAGGCCUCGAUGACAUACUGCGAUGCCGUCGCUACGGCUGCCGACUGUGUAGUUGAGGAGAAGGGCUUGCCAACGGCGCAGCGCGUCCGUGUGCGGGCCGCACUCUUGGAGCGUGCCGCGCAAGCUGCGCUAUCAUAUGCCGCCAUCCAGGAUGCAAGGGACGAUCCUACGUCCUCCAUCGAGGGACUCAUGCAAGCAUUGCGCCUCUGGAACCGCGCCAUUGAUACGCUUUCCCGGCUGCAGCCUUCAACGCCCACGAAGCAGCCUGCGGAGGAAAAUCCAUUCGAAGUGACUUCUAAGCAGCCGGAAGACUCCGGUCCCUCCAGCCAAGAGACGCGGAUACUCUCUCCUCGCGCCUCGAAAGCGCAUGUCUUCGUAGACUCCUGCGGGUGGCGCUUAGCUGAGGGCCUGCUCUCCACCCUAUUGUCCCUUUCCCAGGCCUACGCAGCUCGCGGGUCCGCACGAGAAGCCGAGUUUUUCGUCCAGCAGACGAAAGACCUCGCGGAAUCGUUGCAUGCCCCUGUUAUGAUUAGCCGCGCUCUCGCCCAACAUGGCGAACUUCAAAUACAGCUCGGUCAACUGCAGGAGGGCCACCAGUCUCUCAUGCGCGCCGCAGAGCUCGUGAUGCAUCUGAAGGGACCGGACGCGGCUGAAAUCAGGCGGCUACAGGGCCGGUACAACCAGCUCAGCGCCGACUCAAAGGGCGCACGGCAAUUGUUCGAAGAAGCAACGACUCUCCUCGAUGAGCUUGGGAGUAUGUUCUCUGCUCUAGACGGCGCUAACUGGGCUAGGACGUCCUUGAUCGUGUCCCCUCGGUCUCUGAACGCUCAGCUGUCAGAUAGUGUCCUUGCACCUACACUACUCGCAAGAGUACUGAGGCAUCAGAUCUCCCUCCUGCAUGAGGUCGGUGAAGAGUAUACGCAGCUGCUUGAGAAAUUCGCAAAGUUGCCUCAUAACGCAGAGACGAAGUCGGAGGAGAUCGCUCUCAGAGCUAAGCUCACCCUCGACGAGGUGUACUCCCGUUUCCGCGCAGAUAUGUUCCUCAGCUCGCUCGCUGAGUCAGGAGGCAUAGCCAUGACCAUUCCGAUGGGAAUGUCGGGUGACAUACCACCGUCGUCCGCAUCUCAAGAUAUGCUUGAGACACUCACCACCGCAGAGAAGUUGUUCUGGGAUCAUCUCACUUAUGUCGCGCGUCGCGGACACGUGUCCUCCGUUCGUGACGCAGCGGUGUGUCUGGCCUUGAUUAGGACCUUCCGGACGAGCCUAGGCCGUGGAGACAAGUAUACGCCUAUCCUUGCUGCCCAGCUUCUAGACGCUUCGACCGUGACUACCUUGCGACGCGAGAUGGUUGAAGUCAUCCGUCACAAAUUCCUGGAACUCAACGCGACCGACGACUUGCAAUGGCCUCUCAUCACGCCCAAUGGAUCGCCGCUUCCCCCGUCAGUCAAGCCUCGACGGGUAGCGCAGUUCAGUCAUCCGAAAUUCCCGGAAGAGAAUGACGACGACGAGGAAUCGCUCGACGACGUCGACCUCAAGUCUUACUGGGAUUCCAUAGCUAAGCGAUACGGAGAGCAAUGUUUCGACUCGCAACGUCUGUCGAUCAGCCAAGUCGACGCACUGCCUGCGAACUGGACUGUUGUCAAUGUUAGUGUUACUGAGGAUAGGCACACGAUGUUUGUCACUCGUCAACGUACAGGCCAGAAGCCACUCAUAUUCUGCUUGCCGCUCAAAGGACGACGAGACGGACAAGAAGAUGAACAUCUGACGUUCGAAGAUGCAAUCGGUGAACUUCAGGAGAUAAUCCGACUGAGUGACGAAGGCGCACGUCAGGCUGGAGACGUCAAGAAGGACGAUAAGGCUGCUCGCGUUGCAUGGUGGAAGAGUCGGACUGCACUCGACACGCGACUCAAAGAGCUCUUGACCGACAUCGAGUUCUGCUGGCUCGGAGCGUUCAAGACAAUCUUCAAUGCUUCCAGAGACGUCCAUCCAGACGACUUAGCGGUGCUCAGGUCACGUCUGGACACCAUAUUCAUGGGCAGCCUCGUGUUCCAAGACAAGAAACCCAAAUCGCGGAUUGGCCUCGAUGACGGUCUUCUCGAAUGCUUCUCCCGCCUUCCUCCUACGUGUCGCGACGAGGAGUUGGAGGACCUCAUAUACUUCAUCCUCGACCUAUACCAGUUCCACGGAAUUCCAAUCGCCAUAUCGGAAGUGGAUAUGGAUCAGAUCGUCGUCGAGUUACGCAAUGCUCUGGAAGAGCACUCGGUGCGGCUGAAGGCUCGCUCCAUCGACGUGGAUGAGGACGGGCAUAUCUUCCUCGUUCUAGACAAGAACGUCCAAGGCAUUCCUUGGGAAUCUCUCCCCGUCCUCAGAGGAAAGAGUACAAGUCGCAUCCCAAGCGUCGACUUCCUGCUGGAUCGUCUCGAGUUCUCUCGCUUGCAAAAGCAAAGGGCUCAAGCUACCUCGCUUGACCGAGCCACAGUUGACCCUCGCAAGACCUACUUCGUACUCAAUCCUAGUGGAGAUCUGAAGGGCACAGAAGGCCGAUUCGCCAGCUGGCUCAAGGAAAUGAAGACCGCCGGUUGGGACGGCAUCAUUGGCCGUCCGCCUAGUGAGCAACAGUUCCUAGAUGCGCUGGCAAAUCGCGACCUCGUGAUCUACUUCGGGCACGGUGGCGCUGAGCAAUACGUACGUUCGCACAAAGUUCGCCACUUGCAGCGUUGCGCAGCCACGAUGCUAUGGGGAUGUUCCUCUGGCACAUUGAAGUAUAUGGGUGACUUCGAUCGGACGGGCACCCCUUAUCACUACAUGUUAGCUGGCUGCCCAACUCUUGUCGCAAAUCUAUGGGACGUGACAGACCGCGACAUUGAUAAAUUCUCGCAGUCCGUUUUCGAUGAUCUCCAUCUCAACCCAGAUGCAGUGAAGAAGUGGUGUCCCGGAGGUGGGGAUCGCACGCCUAUGUCGAUCGUCAAGGCCGUGUCCCGUGCACGAGACAGCUGUAAGCUUCGGUACCUGACUGGCGCGGCACCUGUUAUCUAUGGGAUACCCUUCUAUUUGUGAUACCUCGGAGUAUAUCGUUUUUGUGCUAUAUCUAUAUGUAAUUGCAAGAGAUCGUUUUCUGGUCUGGCGGUUUC